AUGGCAAAAUUAUGGACGGAAUUCGAUGUUAGCUUCCGUUCUUGGCUGAAAACCAAGACUAAUUUAGGUAAUUUGAAAAAUUAUUUUUCGUUUUUUAUUUCAAUGUUGUUAUAGUUGAUUUCUGUUUAAUUUAGAUUCAUUGGCUUGUCUUAUAAAGUAUUUGGGACUUUCACACGUCAAUGUCACGGAGAAUCCACGUAUUUUUGAUCUGGUGGACAAAAGGUAGCUUGAUUAAUUGUUUGUUAACUUUGUUUUACUAAUUUUCAGUAAAGUUUUUGGAUUCAUUUGCGUGGCCAAGGAUGAUAUUGAGUUGAACAAGGGGAAAGAAGAGUCCAACUGUUUCUUACCAAUUGUAAGUUGCCUUAUUAACUAUUUCAUUUUUUUAGAACGUUGAGAAUGCUGACUUGACUAUUGGUUUGCUGAAUCUUUUGAUUGGAAGGUUUGGAAUAUCUGGUUUGGGGCCAGUUUUGGAGGAAUACUCGAGCGACUUUGACAUUCACAGCUACAUCAAUGUGAGUUUGCUCUGGCAGUUUAGAAAAAUAAUUAUUUUUUUAGUAUUUUAGGCCACAGAUCAUUACCCCUGUUGCUUUUGCUCACAACUUCACUGCAAGGUAAAUAAUUAAACAUUCAAUGGCAUUUACUAGUUAAGGGUGUAUCAUUUAUAUAAAGGUUUUAAGAUUUACGUAUUAGUUUAUAAGCUAACCUUUUAUUUUUUUAGACGACAGCGAUUAGAAGAAGAUGAAACUGUCUAUUUUAUCUCUGUAAAUAGCAAUACUUGCAAGUUGGUUAACCGAGAUGGAUCUCAAACGAAGCUGAUGAAGAACAUGACCAAAAUAUACAAUGAUUUGCAAAAGGAAUCUACUGUGUUUGUAUUGUUUGAAGAUGUCUUAAAGGACAAAUCUGAGGCUGUAGAUAAGGAGAAGAAGCUGAUGGAAGAACUGACAGAAUCUCCAGCUAACCAAUCAUUUUACGAUCCGAAUCUGUCUGUUGAGGACUUGAGUGAGAUGGAGAAUUUGGCCAGAGAAUUGGAAAUGGCAGAACAGUUUGAACUCACCUUUUCUGAUGGUCAAAAGGUACCUUUUUAAGUAUUAUUAUUGGUGAUAUAAUAUGAAUAUUAUAGCUUUUUAAGCUUGCGGUAAAUGAGAAAGUUGUGAUAAUUUAGGUAGUUGCUGAGUAUAUACAAACGUUAAUAUUGAGUUUUUAGGACACAAGCCAUGUUGAGACAGAGAGCGGCAAAAAGAUAAAGGAAUGUGAAGAGCGUAUUUUAAUGUUGCAGAAGGCGAUAGCUGAGAUAAAGAGCAUGUAAGUUAUUUAUGGCUUGAAGCAAGCUUGUUUUAGGGUACCUAUAACAUACACAGAAGUUUAUGGCACCAAGGAGCUUUAUACAAACAAGGAUUACCUGCAGUUUUUACAGUUUUACAAAAAGACGGUGGUUGUUGUAAGUAAAUGUUUUUUAUAUUAUGCUGUUUUAGUACUAUAUUGGCUAUUUGAAUUAGAAUAUUGAGUUGGUUGACCUUAUUCUUAUUUUGUGUCUGUACAAUAUUUUUUUAUUUAUGCCAUUAUGCAUCAUUUUUAUGACAAUAUUAAUUCUAGAAGACCCCACAAGCCCUAAGACAUUCAAAAGUUGGCAAAAGUCCAAUGAGUUUGAUUAGGAAGAGACAACGACAUCAAUCUGGGUCAUCAUCCAUAUUCUCGGACGUGUCGAAUCUCUCGACGUCUACAUCAAGAUCCGCUAAAGCGUCUGUUCUACCCGAAACUCCAGUCAGCUCACGAAGGACGAAAAAGCGUUUGGAAGAAAGAGAAGUAACUCCGAAGAGAAAACGCGCCAGAACAGAUGACGGAGAAGAGAAGUCGGCUCCAGAAGGCGUCAGAAGAUCAAGUAGAGUGAAGAAAACAUGA
Bursaphelenchus okinawaensis is the source of this 1899-nucleotide messenger RNA. NCBI's taxonomy places the organism in Eukaryota, Metazoa, Nematoda, Chromadorea, Rhabditida, Aphelenchoididae. The record is from the annotation of a GenBank genome assembly.